Messenger RNA from Rhododendron vialii, 1672 nucleotides. RefSeq names its product F-box/kelch-repeat protein At3g23880-like. Gene Ontology annotation, molecular function: protein binding. NCBI's taxonomy places the organism in Eukaryota, Viridiplantae, Streptophyta, Magnoliopsida, Ericales, Ericaceae. The record is from RefSeq and is a predicted model, not a curated record. The transcript has a single exon. Bases 262 to 1395 code for a protein of 377 amino acids.
UCACCUGGCCUUGGGUCGUUCACCCCCUCUCUCUCUCUCUCUCGCUCUCUCUACUGGGUAAGUUUGUGCUUUGUGAGUGAACUUUUGAAGAGAUCUGCAGAUGCAUACACGAGGUCGAAAUUCUAAAAAAUCUGGGACUUCGAUCGAUCAUCGCAACUGUAAGUCAAUAUCUUACAUUGUUUUCUUUCUCAAAAUCCAGGGCUUUUACAUUCCCUUCAUCCCGACAGCUGUGAAUCCUGUAUCAGUCUUCUUCUAAGGACGAUGUCAGACUACAUACCCUAUGAACUAUUACCCUUUGAACUAGUAAUUGAAAUCCUGGCAAGACUACCCGUAGUUUCUCUGCUUCGAUUCAAAAGCGUAUGCAAAUCUUGGUAUUCUCUUAUCAAAAGCCCUAGUUUCGUUACCAAACACCUCAACCACCGCAAAAACAAGCACAUUGGGAUUUACAGCAGAGAUGAUCAGAAAGAGCGCUAUUUUAUUUGUCGAGACGACGACCAAUGUGGUCAUGAGUAUUCAGAACUAGAGUUCCCGCAUAAAGCCCCAUCCGCGGAUUUCAUGAUAGCGGGUAGCUGCAAUGGUUUAUUAUGUAUGUGGGAGGAUUCUUCCUGGGAUAAAUCCGCUAUUAUUGUUUGGAACCCAUCAAUGAGGAAAUUAGUAACUCUUCCUAAGCCUCCAUUGGCGAGAAUGUGUGUUCUUGGAUUUGGUGCCCACCCCACAACUCAUGAGUACAAGGUGGUAAGAAUUGUGUAUCAAACGUAUCCAUAUCAGCAUGAACUUCAACCUUAUGUUGAGCUUUACACUCAAGGCACAGGAUCCUGGAGAGGGUUAGGUUCGACUUUUCCUCUCUACUGUUUCAUUGACAUCACACGUAAGGCGUCACAAGCUUUUGUUAGUGGAGCUGUAAAUUGGAUUGCUGAGGAUCCACGUGUGUCUGUUGGUUAUCGAAGUAUCAUAGUGUCAUUCGAUAUGAGUACAGAAACAUUCUCUGAGAUGAUACUACCACCUGCUCUGGCCGAUCGGGAACGACGAUCUUUAUCAGUUACAUUGUUUCGGGAAUCAUUGGCUAUGUUAUGUGGCCAGCAAAGGGACAAGGAUGACUGUUGCAUUUGGGUGAUGAAAGAAUACGGAGUCCCAGAAUCUUGGACCAAACUAUUCAGCUUUAGAUUGGAUUGGCCAGUAUAUCCCAAAAGAACAUUGGGCUUUAUGAAACAUAAUGAGGUUCUUGUAUCGACGAUAGACAACCGAUUGCUUUCUUAUGACAUUGGAACCAAAGCAUUGGUAGAUACCGGAAUCAGGGGGCAUCCAAGCUCCUUUCAUUUUGAGCCUUUCGUUGAAUCCCUUGUUUUAGUGGAAAACAAAAAUGGUAUCGUGGACGGGCAGUUGAACCCGUUGUGAUGCUGGGCUUGGAACUUCCAAGAGAGGAGGGGAUAGUGUCAAAGAGUAGCAUCUAUAAGGAAUGAGAGUGAACUCAAACCAGGGUUUGAGAACAUAAUCUCUUUUUUUGAAGCAAUGUAUAUCUCUCCUUUUUUAAAUAUCUGUGUUAUAUAUUUGGGUGUAAAUUGCAUCCAUGUAUGAAACUUGAAUCUCAACAUUGCCAUCUCGUUUCAGCAUUGUUCUGAAACGGCACUAAGGGGGAGGUGACUUUUGUGCAUUUUUACCCAUCAACGCAUUA